This is a messenger RNA of Falco peregrinus (peregrine falcon), 2005 nucleotides long. RefSeq names its product COMM domain containing 2 (gene COMMD2). The transcript is spliced from 5 exons. The record is from RefSeq and is a predicted model, not a curated record. NCBI's taxonomy places the organism in Eukaryota, Metazoa, Chordata, Aves, Falconiformes, Falconidae. The coding region runs from base 72 to 671 and encodes 199 amino acids.
GGCAGGGGGCGCGCCUCGCUCCGGCCCCCGGCGGGAGCGCGCAGGCGCGGCGCGGUGCUGUGGGUGCGGGGAUGCUGCUGGUGCUGUCGGCGGAGCAGCGGGCGCACCUGGGCUGUUUGCCGCGGGCGGGCGCCGCAGCCGUCGGCGAGCUGGGGCGCCUGGCGGUGGAGCUUCUGCGGCGGGGCGCGGCGCCGCGGGCCUGCGAGGCAGCCGCCAGAAAACUGAACGUUGGAGUUGACACUGUUCAGCGUGUGGUAGAGGGACUAACAUACCUUCUUACUGAAAGCUGCAAGCUCAUGAUUUCAGAGAUAGACUUCCAAGAUUCCAUUCACGUGCUGGGAUUCUCUGAUGAAUUGAAUAAAUCACUGCUGCAGCUGUACCUUGACAACAGGAGAGAGAUCAGAAGCAUUCUUGGUGAGCUGGCCCCAAAGCUCCCCAGCUACCACAGUCUUGAAUGGAGACUGGAUGUGCAGCUUGCAAGCAGAAGUUUGAGACAACAGAUUAAGCCUGCUGUGACUCUAAAGCUGCAUCUUAAUCAGAACGAAGAUUACACUGCCCAGGUGUUGCAAACUGACCCUUCUACCCUCCUCCACCUAAUUCAGCAGCUGGAACAAGCAUUGGGGGAAAUGAAGACAAACCAUUGCAGAAGAAUAGUGCGCAACAUGAAAUAGUAUUGAUUCGUGGCUGUUGUGAAGCAACUAAAAACAAUGUUCACAAACACGUUUUAAGGAAAAAUAAACAUCUGGAUCAGAUGAAAUACUCUCCUGUGCCAGGAUCUCAAGCUAGUAAUUGAUUACAGGCUGAAUGUCCUGUGAUGCUACUUAUGCACCUGCCUGAUAUGGUAGUUGGUUUUGAUUUGCUUGCAAAUGCAGACAUUCACCAUGCUAUGCUGAGAAUUUCUUUAGCUCCAAGUUAGAAUAGUUCUACUUGAAGAGCUUUCCUACAUUAAGUAGAGCUGUCUCAAUAUUGUAUGGUGCUGCAUAUUUAUUUUUAUGUUUAUCAAGUAGUUUCUUCCCUUAGUUUUGCUUCUCUUUUGAAAAUAGAAAAAAAAACCACGAAAAACACCCUAUACUGGUGGGAAUGAUACUUUACAGGAAUGUUUCUUCCAUUCAUACUUGUGUAUGUGUAAGGGCACAUGUCAGGCUGCUGCCCUCUUCCUCCAAAGGAUUCGGUCAGUGCAGAGGCUGGGUGUUGUGGUGCUUUUCUACCCUUCUUAUGCAGUGAAAGAAAGUAUAAUGAAGCUAACACUGCCAUUUUAGUGCAGCUAGCUAUAACCCCCACGAGGCAGUCUUGUGCUUUCUGCAGGGAGCAAUUGCUGUGGAAAACCCAGUGGCCUAAGCCUGAGUUAGCAUACUGAUUAUAUGUAAAGGUGAUCUGAAAAAUUGCAGAAGUAAAACCGUGGGCUAGGAGGAAGAUUAAGAACAGUGCUAACUUCUGCUAAAUCUGAUCUUGAUGUUGUGAUGCAACAAUUUUUAUUCCCAUUCAGAUGAUGUGCUCAUAAAGGAAAGACUAGCCAAGUGUUGCAACAUAAAUGAUGCUUUUCUGUGUCUUACAAAGGUUAUGUCAGAAGUCUCUUCCCAAUUGUAUUCUAAUGCAAUAUUUUGUAGCUUUCAUGACUAAGGUUAAAUAGUUUUACUAAUGUUCUACCAUCACUAGUGGAGAGGGUGCGUUGUAAAGCCCUUGAAGUGUAUUGGAGAGGCAAGAGAGAACCAUAACACCUACAGAUCUGGCAGUAACUGUAUUAGCUGUUUUUCACGGCAGCACCAUAAAUUUUGGUAUUAGUUGGGUCUCUACAUUCACAAAUGCAUUAUUUUCUUACUCUUAUGAAUCUUUGUAUCUUUGAGAAGGUACCAUUUUGAAUGAAACCUGCAUGGAAGAAGUGCUUUAAUCAGUAACGCUUAAUACCACUUUUAAAAAGUUAGUUUUCUGGAAUGUGGAGUUGCUUAUUCUGUAAUUGGUCUAUAUAGUGUGGUAAUGGUGUGAAUAAACUUGAUUUCUUCUUCCA